UUCAUGGAUGAUAGUUCAAAUUAACUCUGAAACUUUGGCUUUAUGAGCGUCAUAAAUUAAAAUUUCUCGUCUUAAAUCGCCAUCAACUAUCAACCACUGAAAUCCCCCCAAAAUUUGCCAAAUUAAACUCAUGGUCUGCACUUCACGUUUCUUGCAUUUAUGUUCCUCCGAUUUUCUUGAAAUUUCCGUGGUCGAAUUACCGAUUCUUCCGAGGGAUGAUCGCCAAUCGCCAAUUCUCUACUGGAAAUCGCGUCGCCCAAGCUCGGUGUCGUGUGCUUCCCAGGUGUUAAUCCUUUAACUAGUGUGAAAUCGAGGGGCUUUUUGCGGAUCAAGGCCAUGGAAGACUCACAGACAAUGAGUGUGAAUGGGCUUCCUGUUUCUGAUUAGGGAGCCGGUUGACUACUGUUGGCAAAUCAACAGACAUAAUGUGGCAUGUCUGUUCAGUUGGAAAGGUUGAAAGGCAGAAUUUACUCAAACAAAAAGGAUGUGUCGUAUGGAUCACAGGUCUUAGUGGUUCAGGAAAAAGCACUGUAGCUGCUGCCGUGAGUCAUACUCUAUAUGAGAGGGGAAAGUUGACUUAUAUUCUUGAUGGCGACAAUGUCAGGCAUGGCUUGAACUCUGACCUUAGUUUUAAAGCGGAAGACCGUGCUGAGAACAUACGUAGAGUUGGGGAGGUAGCAAAGCUAUUUGCAGAUGCUGGAGUUAUUUGUAUUACUAGUUUGAUUUCUCCAUACAAGAGGGAUCGAGAUGCAUGCCGCGCACUGCUACCUGAUGGAGAAUUCAUUGAGGUUUUCAUGGACGUGCCUCUUGAAGUUUGUGAGGCAAGAGAUCCAAAGGGCCUCUAUAAGCUCCCCCGAGCAGGGAAGAUCAAAGGCUUUACGGGAAUUGAUGCUCCAUAUGAGCCACCAUCAGAAUCUGAGAUUGUACUUAAAUAUAAUGGAGAAAUAUGUGCUUCCCCUGAUGAAAUGGCUGCAGAAGUGAUUUCUUACUUGGAUGAAAGGGGAUACCUUCAUGCUUAAAACUUCUGUGUGGUUAUGUCUAGUACAAUGCUUUUGGUUCUCUACAGUUUGUUCCUGAAUAUCAUUUUGAUGAUUGUUUUUACAUUUUUCUUUUCUUUUUCAGUUCCUUGUACGCCAGUAAGGACUUAUCUCCAUUUAUCGCACCCAAGAAGGCAUCAUUUUGCUUGUUUGUAUUUCCUUCCUUACAGGGGAUUGCACUAUCAUGAAAGUUAACUUUUUCAUUAUUUUUGCUGGCUAUUUAAUUUUGUCUUGAAAGGCUGGCUACUUUCAUGGUUUAAUUUUAUGGUAUUCUCACUUGGGUGCU
Tripterygium wilfordii is the source of this 1323-nucleotide messenger RNA. Its product is annotated as adenylyl-sulfate kinase 1, chloroplastic-like. The record is from RefSeq and is a predicted model, not a curated record. The coding region runs from base 426 to 1019 and encodes 197 amino acids. Gene Ontology annotation, biological process: sulfate assimilation. NCBI's taxonomy places the organism in Eukaryota, Viridiplantae, Streptophyta, Magnoliopsida, Celastrales, Celastraceae. The transcript has 7 exons. Gene Ontology annotation, molecular function: ATP binding; adenylylsulfate kinase activity.